Molecule: messenger RNA, 819 nt
Organism: Glycine soja
Lineage: Eukaryota; Viridiplantae; Streptophyta; Magnoliopsida; Fabales; Fabaceae
Exons: 1
Coding region: 1-819 (272 amino acids)
Source: RefSeq, a predicted model, not a curated record
AUGCCAAAGUAUCCUAGAUUAUACAACAUCUCCAACCAGCAACACCAACUUAUCAACAGUGUGGGGAGCCAAAAAGAUGCAGGGUGGGAAUGGAGCUUUAGUUGGAGGAGAUCUUUAUUUGAAAAUGAAAUUCGGAUGGCGGCUAAAUUUCUAGAGGAGCUGGCUCAGGUAAAAAUUCAACAAAAAAGACCAAAUUCAUGGGUUUGGAAGGCUGACCCGAGUGGGAAUUAUUCUACAAAAUCAGAAUAUCGAUUAUUGAUGGAAGUGACAACGGGGGCUGAAGAAGAUAGGAAUCUCGUGGAGUUAUGGAAUCUUAAAAUUCCUCUUAAGCAAACAGUGUUCGCAUGGAGGCUCAUUAAAGAUCAAUUGCCAACUUGGACAAACUUAAGGACCAGACAAGUGGAGUUGAAUGAUUCUAGGUGCCUACUGUGCAACAGCCUGGAUGAAGAUGUAACACACCUAUUUUUCUAUUGCACCAAGACCCUACCUCUGUGGUGGGAAUCUCAGUCAUGGAUAAAUUCAUCUGGUGUAUUUCCUCAUAAUCCCAAAUAUAAUUUUUUGCAACAUGAAAACUGGUCUGCUGUGGGAGUUAGAGCUAGAAGAUGGAAAUGCUGGUGGGUAGCACUAACAUGGACAAUUUGGAAGCACCGAAACAGGGUAGUCUUUGAUAAUCAGUCUUUUUAUGGAAGUACAGUCAUGGAUGACGCACUAUUUCUGCUAUGGUCUUGCUCAAGGUUAUGGAGAAGGGUUUCACUAUGCACUUCUGCUAUUGGUCUUCCCAUCUCAAAGCAGUCUUCUAGAAGUAGGGAGUGUUCAUGA